AUGACGCCUGCUAGGACCGCCGAUCCUCCGCUCGUGCUCGUGCUCUGCGGCCCGUGCGGCGCCGGCAAGUCCAGCACCGGCAACACCCUCCUCGCGAGCCAGAGCUUUGCAGCGGGCCGAGCCGCGCGAGCGGUGACGACGGCCUGCGAAUUCGCCUCAACGCACUGCUCCGGCCGCGAGGUCAUCCUCGUGGACACGCCGGGCCUCUCCGACCCGGAGACGUCCGUCGAGGCCAUCCACGCAGAGAUCACUCGCGGCGUCGCCUUGAUUGCGGCCGAGCACCCUGGCGCCCGCUUCGCCAUCCUGCUCGUCGCGAGUAUCGCAGCCCGCGUGGACGGGCCGGUCGUCGAGGCGUUCGACAGCCUCCGACAGGUGUUUGGCCCGCGGUUCGCCCGCUCCUCGCUCCUCGUGCUCACCCAUGCCGACCUGCUGACCACCUCCGCCUCCGAAUACCUCGCUGGAUCGGGACCAGCCGUGGCCGACUUCCUGUCGCAGCUGGGCGGCGCGCCGCUCGAGAUCUGCAACCGGCCCGCGGAGGAGGCGAGCCGAGCGAUCGCGCGCCUCGUCGAGCGGGCGGCGCCCGUCUCGGCGUCCGCCAGCGCCCUCGCUCCGCCACCACCGCGUCGCAAGGCAGCGCGGCGGGAGCGGCAGCGCGAGCUUCUGCAGCGCGAAAAGAUGCGACUGCAGAGGGAGCACACCUUGCGACUCGUCGAGGCCGCGCGCUGGGAGGAGCGGUGGGCGGGUUUUGGGGCCAUCGCCCACUCCCUCGUCAGCUGCCUCGCGCCCUCGCUCGCGCACGCCGCACCCUGGUCGGCGGCGCCGGUGGGCGAGGUGAGUCCGGGUGAGUACUGGCGGGAGAAGGCGAGGCGCCAAUCGGACAGCCUGCGCAGAUAG
Messenger RNA from Emiliania huxleyi CCMP1516, 894 nucleotides. RefSeq lists its product as hypothetical. Gene Ontology annotation, molecular function: GTP binding. The transcript has a single exon. The record is from RefSeq and is a predicted model, not a curated record. Bases 1 to 894 code for a protein of 297 amino acids. NCBI's taxonomy places the organism in Eukaryota, Haptophyta, Isochrysidales, Noelaerhabdaceae.